Quercus lobata is the source of this 3030-nucleotide messenger RNA. RefSeq names its product disease resistance protein RPS6-like. Gene Ontology annotation, biological process: defense response. NCBI's taxonomy places the organism in Eukaryota, Viridiplantae, Streptophyta, Magnoliopsida, Fagales, Fagaceae. The coding region runs from base 429 to 2393 and encodes 654 amino acids. The record is from RefSeq and is a predicted model, not a curated record. The transcript is spliced from 7 exons.
AUGAGGUUACAAAAUUGAGUCAAUGUGAAGCUCUUGAACUUUUCAACCGACAUGCCUUCCAAACAAGUAAAUAUGGGGAAGAUUAUUUAGAACUUGCAAAACAGAUUACAAGUUAUGUUGAUGGCCUUCCAUUAGCUUUAGAAAUAAUUGGUUCUGAUUUGUGUGGAAAAAAUAUACAUGGAUUGAAAGUUGCAUUAGAAAAGUAUAAAAAUAUUCCACAUGUAAAAAUUCACGAAAUACUAAAAAUAAGUUAUGAUGGAUUGGAGAAAACUGAAAAGGAUAUUUUUCUUGAUAUUGCAUGUUUUUUUAAGGGUUACAACAAGGAUGAAGUUGCAAAUAUAUUAGAUUCUUGCAAGUUAUAUCCAGACUAUGGUAUUGAAAAGCUUAUUGAUAAGUGUCUCAUAACUUUGGAAGAUAGUUGUUUGUCAAUGCAUGACUUGCUACAACAGAUGGGUAGAGAAAUCGUUCAACAAGAAUCAAAUAAGCUUGAACAACGUAGUAGGAUAUGGCAUUAUAAGGAUGCUUAUGAAUUACUAACUAAAAAUAUGGGAUCAAAUGAAAUUCGAAGUAUAAUGUUGCUCUCACCUGAACAAACAGAGCUGUCAUUGAAAGCUAAAGUUUUCAAGAGGAUGAAAAAUCUCAAAUUUCAUAUUGGUGAAGCACUUGAAUAUCUCCCUGAUGAGUUAAGGUUUCUUGAAUGGCGUGAAUUUCCUCUAUCCUUAUCUUCCAAAUGUUGCCUUCCUCGACAACUUGUUGUACUCAAGAUGUUUAAGUCUAACAUUAUAUUGGAGAAUGUAUUCAAGCAGGGGUUCCAAAAUGAAAAAUUGAAAAAGAUCAGUCUAGAAUCUUGUGAAUUCAUUACAAAAUUACCUGACUUGUGCUGCCCAAACUUAGAGGAAUUGAAUAUUUUAUAUUCUAGAAAUUUAAUUGAGGUUCACGAGUCCAUUGGAUUUCUUGAGAAGCUUAAAAAAUGGCAUCUCAUAGGCUGUUCACAACUUCAAAUUCUUCCAAGUAUGCUCAUGUUGAAAUCUCUUAAAUAUUUUAAUCUAGCUGGUUGCUCAAGGCUUGAGAAGUUCCCCGAUAUUCACCCAGAAAUGAAAAGUCUAAAGCAACUGACUUUGGUUCGUUGUGGUAUUAGAGAAUUGCCUUCAUCACUGAUUAAUUGUGGUAGAAGUAAGCUUAGAAAUUUUCUAGUUGGGGCCAAUAAAUCACAAAUGCGGGAGGAAGAAGAUAUUCCUUCUGCCAAAUUGAGACUGGCGUGCAAUUCCUUUAAUAACUUUGCGGGACCUACUGGGUUUCAGAGCUUGACAUUUCUAUGUCUUAGAGAUUUGAGAAUUAAAGUUGAAUUAGAUUCUUGGAUGCAGCCCGAUUACUUCCCAGUAUUGACAGAAUUAGAUCUAUCUUCCACUGGUAUUGUUUCCAUCCCAGAAAGUAUUAGCAAAUUUACUACGUUACGAAGACUUUGCAUAAGUGAUUGCAAAAAGCUUCGGGAAAUUCCGAGACUUCCACAAUCUAUAAGAAUUGUGACUGCACCGAAUUGCGAUCGGCUGGAUACACAAUCAUUAAGUAGAUUAUUGAAUCAGUUUGGAGAAAUUCUAGGGAUUCUACCAAAUACAGUCGCUGCAAGCUUUGAUUCCGAAUGGCCUCAAUUUAGGUUGGGUCAUUAUCUUAUACUACCAGUAACUGAGAUUCCAGAGUGGUCGAAAUUCAACCAUCAUCAGAUUGUUGGAAAUUCCGUAUCAUUCUUGGUCGGUCCCAAAUUUUCAAAUUUGGUUGUUUGUAUUGCUUUUCCAACAAAGGAUGUGAAGACCGAUACCUGGUACAGUUGGGAUGUUCCCAUUUUUAUCAAUGGUGAAGAAAAAUUCAAUGGUAGAAUGUCAUUAUGGGCGAAUAGUAAUUGUGGCCAUGUAUGGUUAAUGUAUUGGAAAGUGAAUAUAUCAAAUCCAUCUGAAGAGAAUCGCAUUGAGGUUGAGGUUAAGGUUAGACCUUCAAAGUUUAUAUCAAAUCCUCCAUCUAUUUCUUUAGAUAGGAUGAGGAUUUAUGUAGAAUGCAUCUGUUGUCCUCAAAAACCCAAUAUAUCUCCUGCCUCAUCUAUGGAUCAAUGUGCUUUCAACAAUGGGGAAGAAGAUUUAGGCUGUGUUGGAAUCCGAUGCCAACUGCGUAAAAGAAACCAUCGACCAAUCUAUGCUAGACAUCCCCAAAAACACUACUUGUCCAGCUUCGGAUGGCUUCGAAUCCGAUUCCAACUCUGGAAACGAAGCUCCAAACCCCGGAGAUGGCGAAUUACCAAUGGGUUUCGUGGUCAGGGUUCAUCUUCAAUCCCCAAUACCUUUCUCAAUGAUAAUACCUAUGCCAAUCUGUAUCCACCGUCAAAGAAGACAAAAGCAUGUUAAUCCAACUUUGAAGAGAAGAUGAUGCUUUGUUGCUAUUGAAGUAAUUGGGAUGCAACAAACACAUGGGAAGUGGACACUCCUAGUAAAACACCUAAUGUACUUCUCAGCAGUUUCUUGGCAGUAUAGCACAUGAUCAAAUGUUGAUGGUAUCAAGAAAAAAAAUGGAAGUAAAGAAUCUAAUUUUAGCAGUUCAAACAAGUUUCUUUGCUGAUUUAUAGCUGCAUUGGUGCUGUGGAUCUUUCAACUUUAUCCAAUUCUAACACAAAAAAUCAUUUCAGAUUUCUUUGUGUAAUCCUGUCUAUGACCUUCAUUUGGCAUCCUGAUGGCAAAGUAAUGUUUACCAUGUUGGUUGAUUUUUUUUUGAAAGGAUUAUGAUGUAUUUAAUUUUGGUGUUUCAAGUUUUUCUUUUUCCUUUAUGGUCUAUACAUGGGAAGAAGAUUGUAAAGUAUUUAAGAUUGUUAUAAUUUGUUAUGUCUCUCCCAUUAUGUAUUUAAUUUUGUUUCCCUAGGAGGACUUGGUGAGGAUUAUAAAGUAUUUGAGUUUGGUAUAUUAUAUUUUUAAAUUUUCUUUCUUAAGUUUUUGAACUUUUCCCUCCGAUUUGUGUGAAAUGAAGUAAGCGGAAGGCUCUUUGGUCAAA